Molecule: messenger RNA, 456 nt
Organism: Coprinopsis cinerea okayama7#130
Lineage: Eukaryota; Fungi; Basidiomycota; Agaricomycetes; Agaricales; Psathyrellaceae
Exons: 5
Coding region: 1-456 (151 amino acids)
Source: RefSeq, a predicted model, not a curated record
AUGCAACUCGAAGCUUUGCAGCAACCUCCUCUCUCCGUCUCCCCCGAGGAAUACGAAGCGGGGAAACAAUGGAUCCUCGACACCUACAACUCCUGUGAAGCCAAGGACAUCUCUCGCCUCAAGAACUUUAUCGAAGACGAUGCUACCAUCCAGUUUUCCACUCUUCCUCAGAUCGCUACCCAAGAGCAGAAAGACGCGUGGCUCGGAUGGCUCUCAACUGCUGUGGAUCGACAUGAGCAUGUGAUUCACUCCAUCAAUGUCCUCCCAGACAGAAUCAUCAUGGACUACGACGUCGUCUACCACUUCUCGUCAGGGGAAACAGAAACGGUUGCUUUCAUCACUACAAUCGACAAAUCCACCACCUCGCCGAAGUGCAAGGGCCUCGUUAUCUCUGGAAAUAUCUCCAACGUGUUGCCUCGAUGGAUCGCUCAAGGAGGUCCACCUCCGUCGGCGUGA